AUGGCGUCUCGCUGCGCUCUGAAAGCAGUGCUCAUUGACUUAAGUGGCACACUUCACAUUGAGGAUGCUGCUGUGCAUGGGGCACAGGAAGCCCUUACUAGAUUACGGAAGGCCCCAGUGGCUGUGAAAUUUGUGACUAACACAACGAAGGAGUGCAAACGGACACUUCUCGAAAGACUUCAUCGGCUAAACUUUGACAUAAAAGAGCAAGAGAUCUUUACGUCAUUGACAGCAGCCCGUAACUUAGUGGAGCAGAAGGCGGUGCGGCCCCUGCUGCUGUUGGAAGACAGUGCUUUGGAAGACUUCAGCGGUAUUGAGACUUCUGACCCAAAUGCAGUGGUGAUUGGAUUAGCACCUGACCACUUCAACUAUCAGAUGCUCAACAAGGCUUUCAGGCUAGUCCUAGAUGGUGCUCCUUUGAUUGCAAUCCACAAAGCAAGGUACUACAAGCGGAAGGAUGGUCUAGCUUUGGGCCCUGGUCCAUUUGUAACAGGACUGGAAUACGCCACUGACACUCAGGCCUCUGUAGUGGGAAAACCAGAGAAAACCUUCUUCCUGGAGGCCCUCCGGGACUUGAAGUGCUCUCCUGAGGAGGCAGUGAUGAUUGGUGAUGAUGCUAGAGAUGAUGUUGGAGGAGCUCAGAACACAGGCAUGCGGGGAAUAUUAGUCAAAACUGGAAAAUACAGGGCUGGGGAUGAAGGAAAAAUCAACCCUCAGCCAUAUCUGACCUGUGAAAGCUUCCCUCAGGCAGUUGACCACAUCCUUCAACACCUCGUCCAAUCAGCGUGA
Chanos chanos (milkfish) is the source of this 789-nucleotide messenger RNA. RefSeq names its product haloacid dehalogenase-like hydrolase domain containing 2 (gene hdhd2). Gene Ontology annotation, biological process: dephosphorylation. Gene Ontology annotation, molecular function: phosphatase activity. The record is from RefSeq and is a predicted model, not a curated record. The transcript is spliced from 6 exons. Gene Ontology annotation, cellular component: cytoplasm. NCBI's taxonomy places the organism in Eukaryota, Metazoa, Chordata, Actinopteri, Gonorynchiformes, Chanidae. Bases 1 to 789 code for a protein of 262 amino acids.